This is a messenger RNA of Leptopilina heterotoma, 1479 nucleotides long. RefSeq lists its product as uncharacterized. The record is from RefSeq and is a predicted model, not a curated record. Gene Ontology annotation, biological process: regulation of cell projection organization. NCBI's taxonomy places the organism in Eukaryota, Metazoa, Arthropoda, Insecta, Hymenoptera, Figitidae. Gene Ontology annotation, cellular component: ciliary basal body. Gene Ontology annotation, molecular function: cytoskeletal protein binding. The transcript is spliced from 6 exons. Bases 156 to 1058 code for a protein of 300 amino acids.
AUUUUCUAAAUAAUUAAAAAUUUAUAUAUAUUUAUGUCGCAGCCUAUUGUAAACAAAAACAAAAGAGAAAAUCAAAUUGAAAUUCUUUUUUUUAAUUAAAUUAUCGUCGACUCGUUUUCACUCGUUUUAUAACCUCAAAAUUUUCGAAAUCAUGAAUGACAAAUUUUCAGUCAGAAAACGCAAUCAAACUAAUAUUCUCUAUUAAUUAUCCGAAUAGAAAAACGAAAAUGAUUUCAAGAACGUUUUUAUCUCCCUCUGAAGAGUUUCUUAACGACAUUGAUUCACUUGCAAGGAAAACAUUACUGAACAAGCAGGAAGCAGUAUGUUUUGGAUCCAAAUGUCCUCGAGAUAUGUUCACCAGAAAAGGGAUGAAUUCUUUCAUGAAAUACUAUUCCAAAGACGAAUAUCCAAAUAUUUCACCAUGCAGUUAUAAUGUUCUUGAAUCGUAUAAAAGUAUUCAUACUAAGCCAUGUUUAGGUGCCAUAAGUAAAAGAGGUUUCAGUGGUCCAGCGAGAUUUGCGAUUAAUUCCAAAUCUUGUGAGAAAUCACCAGCUCCUUGUGAUUACAGUCCAACAAUUAAAUUUUCAUCUGACAAGAUAGAAUCAAAAGCUCCAUUUUCCAGUUCAUCGAGGAGAAAAUCCUUUUUGAUGAAUAAAAAUCCAGGACCUGGUUUGUAUAAUCCUUAUGAGAAAGAACGAAGUAUAGCCUUCAAUCACAGUUUCGGUGGACGAAAGAAAAUCCAAUUUCCAGUUGAAAUAAAAUGUUGUAGCCAAAAUAAUGACACUUGUAAAAUCUGCGAGGAAAAACCUUUAGGAGAUUACUGGCAUCGAAAAAAUAAAGUUUUCCUCUGCAGACAGUGCAUGUUGGAAGAGCAGAAGAAUCAUUCGAAAUUCACAAGGAAGGAACUUUCUCAAUUUUCCAAACUGCGGGACUGCUCUGGAAUACAUUUACACGAAGGAACCACUGCAAAAAUUUGGUUGGUCCAUCCAAAACAAAUUAUAAAGUCUGUUCGUAAAGAGGCUUACCUCUCGUGCUUUUUCGAAUCUAAUUUUCGAUAAAUCUUGGUUGUCUUGGUAACGUACAUUUAAAAGAAUUUACUAUAUAUUUAUCCAGUUUUCCACUUUUCAUUAAUAAAAGUUAUAAAUAUUAAUGAAACCUACUUUUAUACUUUUAUAAUACGUGACGCUCUCCAGAGAAAUGAAUUGUAGAUGAUUGUAUUUUUUAUUGUGAACAAUAGGAUCAACUGUCAAGACUGUCAAUAUAAACCAUUGUUCCAAGUCUUCAUUAAAUCCAAAAUAUUCGAUAAAAACUGAUUUUAGUUUUAAAUUUUAUUAAACACAGAAGGUUUUAAUUUUUAAUUAUAAGGUGAAAAUGACACAAACAUAACCCAGACUUCGCACUCGAUAAUUAAUUUUAAAAAAGUAGCAAAAAGUAACUUUCAAACUUAAAAAAGUAGUAAAAAAGUAUCCAUUGAAAAAU